Molecule: messenger RNA, 552 nt
Organism: Mya arenaria
Lineage: Eukaryota; Metazoa; Mollusca; Bivalvia; Myida; Myidae
Exons: 3
Coding region: 79-513 (144 amino acids)
Source: RefSeq, a predicted model, not a curated record
UGUCAUAUAUGAAACAAUUAUCCAUCAGUUACAAAACCUAGACAGAUUAUAAGUUACAUACUCCAAGAACGCAUCAGAAUGAAAACAGUGUGUUUGAUUCUAAGUAUACUGAGCUUUGGAAGAUGUAUGAUAUUUAACAACAAUCCAUGUGCACUAGUGCCCUCAUACCACGCUGGAAUCCCAGCCGACGCCAACUGGACAGCAACUAUUAUGGUGCCAGUGUCAUGUACAAACGGAACGUUCCGCUGGGACUACCCAAAGGGUCACGCUAUUCUACAUUUCAAGGAUUAUGGGAAAACUACGAGCCUGUGCUUCUCCGAGUCUCUUGGCGGGGACAUAUUCACAAUCACUGACAAGAACAACCACAUGCAGCUGAAUCAGCUAAACCGAGGGAGUUCUGCUCAGGUUUGUACAGCGGAUUCCGCUUCUGGGCAACCGUUUGUGAUCCAAGUCGACGCCCCUGAUACCAUGUACUACAUGGGAGAAUUUGCCUACGAAGUCAAGUUUGUCUAGGCUCCCAGUAUGUAAAUAAAUAAAUGGCUAUUAAACGGA